GGCCGGAAGGGGCGGGCCGCCUGGCCCGGUUUCCUGGCGACGCAGCGUGGCGGGACGCAGCUUCUCCCGCUGCUCUGCUCCUUCCCUUCCGGACGCGUGAGCGAGGCUGUCAUGCCUUGGUUACUCUCAACAGCUAAGCUGGUUCCCGCGGUAGCAAGCGCCCGCAGCCUCUCAGGAUGCAUAUCAUGUUCACAGCGAAGGUACUCCCUCCAGCCCAUCCCAGAGAGGAAGAUUCCAAACCGAUACUUAGGCCAGCCCAGCCCUCUCACACACCCCCACCUCCUCAGACCAGAUGAGGAAACUGAGGCACAGAGCAGUGUAGUAGCUUCCCCCAAGUUACUCGGGGAGGUGACUCCAGGACUGUCCCAGGUGGAAUAUGCACUUCGCAGACACAAAUUAAUGUCUCUGAUCCACAAGGAAACACAAGGGCAGAAUGGGACAGACCAGACAGUCGUUCUGCUGUCCAACCCAACAUACUACAUGAGCAAUGACAUCCCCUAUAUUUUCCACCAAGACAACAAUUUCCUGUACCUGUGUGGAUUUCAAGAGCCCGAUAGCAUUCUGGUCCUUCAAAGCCUACCCGGCAAGCAGUUACCAGCACACAAGGCCAUGCUUUUCGUGCCUCGGAGAGACCCCAGUCGAGAACUUUGGGAUGGCCCACGAUCUGGCACUGAUGGAGCAAUAGCUCUCACUGGAGUGGACGAAGCCUACACGCUGGAAGAAUUUCAACAUCUGGUACCAAAACUGAAAGCUGAGACACAUACCCUCUGGUAUGACUGGAUGCGGCCCGCCAACGCGCAGCUCCACGCUGACUACAUGCAGCGCCUGACUGAGGCCAAAGCCCGGAGCAAGAACAAGAUUCGGGCUGUCCAGCGGCUGGUCCACCGCCUCCGGCUGGUCAAAUCUCCAGCUGAACUUGAGCGAAUGCAGAUUGCUGGAAAAGUGACAUCACAGGCUUUUAUAGAAACCAUGUUUGCCAGUAAAGCGCCCGUGGAGGAAAGUUUUCUUUAUGCUAAGUUUGAAUUUGAAUGCCGGGCCCGUGGAGCAGACAUCUUAGCCUACCCACCUGUGGUUGCUGGAGGUAAUCGGUCAAACACUUUGCACUAUGUGAAGAAUAAUCAACUCAUCAAGGAUGGAGAAAUGGUGCUGCUGGAUGGGGGUUGUGAGUCUUCUUGCUACGUGAGUGACAUCACCCGUACCUGGCCUGUCAAUGGCAGGUUCACAGCACCUCAAGCAGAACUCUAUGAAGCUGUUCUAGAGAUCCAGAGAGAUUGUCUGACCCUCUGCUCCCCCGGAACAAGCUUGGAAAACAUCUACAGCAUGAUGAUCACCCUGACAGGACAGAAGCUGAAAGAGUUGGGGAUCGUAAAGAACAUUACGGAGAAUAAUGGCUUCGCGGCUGCUCGAAAAUACUGCCCUCAUCAUGUUGGCCAUUACCUUGGGAUGGAUGUCCAUGACACUCCAGACAUGCCCCGUUCCCUCCCUCUGCAACCUGGCAUGGUGAUCACAGUGGAGCCAGGCAUUUAUAUUCCAGAGGAUGACAGAGAUGCCCCAGAGAAGUUUCGUGGUCUUGGCGUACGAAUUGAGGAUGAUGUAGUGGUGACUCAGGACUCACCUCUCAUUCUUUCUGCGGAUUGUCCCAAAGAGAUAAGUGACAUCGAACAGAUAUGCAGCAGGGCCUCUUGACCCCCAUUGCACACCACAAGCAUCUCAGGUUCAAGAAGGGCGCACGCUGGCAUCCGUGCACAUGUGCUUUCUGAGUGUCUGCGUUUUAUGUGUGCUCCAUUUGGGAGUUCAGCGGUCGUAUGAAUGUAUGUAGUUGUGUAUGUGGUCUUUUUUGUUUUAAGUUACUAGAAAUCUGCAAAAUAGAAUUUCUGUUACUGUAACUUUAGUGGCAUUACUUCUAUAGAAUUAAUGACCCAGGCAAGCUUAAUUUUUAAACAAAGAAAGAUCGGGUUACAUGUGUCCAUGCAUUCUAGUUAACAUAUUUAAAUGUAUAGAAAAUUCCUUUUUUCCAGGUCUUUUCCUUUCUGCGCUUUUGUUAAGACCCACCUAAUAUUGUUACGAUGUUUGUGUGAUGCUUAUAUUUUGAGCAAAUCACCAAGGUCUCUGCCUACACUAAAAGCCACCCAACAGUGAUUGUGUGUGGUCACUACAUACCUUCCAUAACUCCUGCCCACCUAUUCCAGAGCCUGCUUAUCUUCUGGAACCACACAAAGCCCUCGUGGGUACUGGUGUCCCGUGUUCUCACCGUUCAGCCACAGUCCAGAUUCCAGCAACAUUAGCUAACAAAGCAGUUUUGAGCCUCUCUUGUUAUGUGGUUGCCGAGGGCCUGGAAAGUAUUUUGAUUCUUGAUGAAAAAGGAAAUGGAAGAGAAAGAGAAGUGCAUAGCUGUCUGCUACAGAUCCAGUUCUCCAUCCCUCUGUUCUUAAUCCGAAGAUGAUUCCUUUCCCAGACAUCCAUGCUUCCUUUAGAGAUGCUCAAUGCCUGACCUCAUAGCGCGCCCUUGAGCUGCUGCCCUGGCCAAGAAGGACAGGUCCUCUACUUACCCCGUUAAAGUCAGAGGAAUGGCACCCAGUUUUCAGAAAGAUACUCCUGUUAUCAUUCUAUGAUUUCCUCUAGUGCUAACAGGAAAUAUAGUAUGGAACCCACCAAGAUCAAAUAUCCUAUGAUCCUUGUCUUUGUGUGACAGUAGCAUUAAAAGGGCAUAUUUCCCUCAACACAGCAUUGGAUGCAAUCAUACAAGAACUCACUUUGCAAAGUGAACAGCACUGGAUUAUUGCAGAUAAUAUUUGUGGGAGUUUCUGUCUAAAAGGGAAGCUUUAAGAAUUAGUGUGUUCCCCUCCUUUAAACCUGGGUAUGAGCCCAAGAUGUACAAAACAUGCUGAUUGUUACCAUACAUUUGUGGGUUUUUAAGAAAAUAUUUGUAUUCGUGAGGCACAAGCUAGGGGAUUAACACUCCCCACAGUGCUAAAGGUUUGCCCAUCUUAUCAGGAAAACCCAAGGUGCAGAGCCCAAAACAGACAGGCAGUGACUUCAUCAGGAGACAAAGAUAAUGUUGGAAACCAAAGUAAUACAAGUGUCCUGACAGUCCUGCAGCUGUGGGAAUGGAUGGAUGCACAGCUGGAGUCGUCAUCCCCAUGCCUGCCCUCCCUCCACCUUCUUAGUCCUGUGCUGCUUUCUAAAAGGAGGGGGCUAAAACCAAAUUCUCAGCUUGUGCUUCUCAUUCUCUGGGCCUCUGCGAACCCUUGAAUUGGGUUUCUUUUGUUCAUUUACAGUCCUGGAAUAAGGAAUUUCCUUUCCUUCCUGAAAAUCAUCUUCUGCGGCUUUCAACUUUUUAGCUGAACACCUAGGUGCCUUCUACGUAUAGCAGCAUACCGAGACACGAAACCGACUCCUUCCAGUUAGACUGCAGUCAGGUUCUGCAGCUGUUGCCAAGUGGUAGUUAGAAUGCCGUCGUGGAAUUCUGGUGACUUUUAGUUCCUGACCCAGGUAUCAUUGUCCUUUGAGUCCCAGAUUAACCACCACAGCUAAACCUGUCAAUCACACUAUCAGAACUAUCAAGAGAUGACACGGUGAUCCUCUCAGAGCAGUGUCUUAGGGUCCGUCUGGUGUAUCUAGGAUUCGAGAGUGACAGUUGUGCAGAGAGCAGGAAUCUCACCUAGUUUUUGCCAAACCACAGACACGCUCCACAUUUCCCUCCAUGUCUAAGUAUAAUAAAUACUUCACAUGUAUACCAAGCUCACCUGUAAUGAAAACCUGGAUUUAAAAAAAAUCUUUCGAAUGUUCCACUGGAAUUUUUCUCCUUGAAGUGAAUAGAUGAGGUCGCAUCUUUACGAUACAAUCUAAAUGAAGGUAGCUGAUCUACAUAGCCUCUGCCACAUACUUUUAUGUGUUUAUUUUAGGAAUCGCUAUUUUUCACCCUUUUUCAGGAAACACGAACUGUUUUUAUCUGAAACAGCAGUGGAAACGCUGGAAUAAAAACUCCUUUUCCCAAGUCAUAGUACCCAGGUUAGGGAGGUGCUUCUGAGAGUGACUUCAUUUUCUUUGUGUACGCCUUCUUUCAGAAUAUUAUUUUCUCAUUAAUUUUUAUAAGGUCAGAAAGGGAAAACUCCUACCAUAGAUAAUUAUACUGUAAUUGAAAUUAAGAUCCAUGAAACAAGUUAAAUCUCCAGAUUAAGACAUUGUAACUCAUUAAAAUAGAACAAUCGGACUUUUAUAUUUUUCAAAAUGUUCAUAACCAGUACCUUCUUCAGCUUUCUUAAUAAUAGAAAGAUUGCAAAUGAGACGCAUGAGAGCUGCCUCUCCCUCUCCUGUGUCCACGUCAGAGAUCACAAGUAAAGCCUAGCGACUGUCCCAUCAGUGCAGCUAUGGCCUCAGAGUCCUUUGUAACAGUGUUUCUGACAACUGCUACCAAUAAAACAGAAUAGGAGUUAGACCUUAACUGCCAUCCCUCAACCUGCAUGUAACAGCUGAUAAUGUAACUUAUUUGUGUGUGUAUAUUAGAAACUAAGCGAGGGCCGCAUAAAGGACCCUGCUUGGAAGAGGUUAUUAUGGCUUGGUUAAUUUUUUUUUAUUCUAAUUUUCUUAAUUUAAGCUGUUUGGGUUUGGUUUUAAGCCCAGGCUAAUAUACUUCAGGCUGAAGUGUUUAAUGCUCCUCAUACAAUGAGAAGAUGAAUACAUCAUGAAACCCUAACACUGGAGCAGAAUUCCACAGUCACAAAGCAUGUGGGUCCUCCUGACUGCUCUUCUUACCUCUGCCUUUGUGUCACUGAGGAACUUGGGGUGAGCAUCAGUAUUGUUCAGAUCAGGGUCCCCAUGAAAUCAGGGCCUCUUGGGGUGUGCUUCAUGAGGCUCUGAGAGAACUAGUCUUUGUUAGCAUUUCUUAAUGCUUGGUAUGACUUUUGUACAAUUAUAUAAAUUCAAUUUGGACAAAACGCUGUUACAUUUAAGGCUUUGCCCACUGAAAAUAAAUAUGUAAUUCCCCAACAAGGGAAAAGCAUUUGUUACUGUCAUUUCAAAAAUAAACUAUAAAAUGAUAUAAAAGUA
Pteropus alecto (black flying fox) is the source of this 5049-nucleotide messenger RNA. It is a transcript of the gene XPNPEP3, whose product is annotated as X-prolyl aminopeptidase 3. The transcript has 11 exons. Gene Ontology annotation, cellular component: mitochondrion. The record is from RefSeq and is a predicted model, not a curated record. Gene Ontology annotation, molecular function: metalloaminopeptidase activity; manganese ion binding. NCBI's taxonomy places the organism in Eukaryota, Metazoa, Chordata, Mammalia, Chiroptera, Pteropodidae. The coding region runs from base 112 to 1686 and encodes 524 amino acids.